CUGGAUCAAUGCUCCUACCAACUUGUUUCACUCGCAAAUGAAGGCUUCACUUCGAUGCUGAUGCUAUGCGGAUUUCGAAAAUCCCAUCCCGCCGUUCACACAGCCUCAAGAAGUCGCUGCAGCCAACUGACAGCCCACGCCUUCGCUAGCCUCGGAAUCCACGCCACCUAUUCUCGACUCUCGCCUUCGACAUUUGCUCGCAGCUCUCCCUUACAUCAUUCAACCAAGCCGCACCUCUUCAGGGUCGAGAGAGCCUUGAUCCAAUUGUCGCAGCUCACGCUCGGGCAUCUCUCUAGACUCACAGCCUCAGCCUCCAUUAUCCGAGCAAACAUCACCACUCAGCCCAGCUCCCGUCAGAUGCUCCAACCAUGACGAGCCCCCAAGACAACGACCAGGACGACUUCUCCAACGUCACUUGGAGCGAGCAUGUACAUGAUCAAGCAGCGCGCUCUGCAGCUGUCGCCGCUGCCGAGGGUCCCGGGCGCCCCAUAGAGGAGAUUGGAAACAGCUCGGCGAAUGCCAUCGGUCGUGAGAAGCUCGAAUGCACUGUUGGGUCGCCCAUCAAGGAGAAUGACGGCACCAAGGAUGCCUUUGUCUCCUACCUCGUCACUACUCACUCUACAUUCCCAUCGUUCCAGAAAGAAGUCACAACGGUGAGGAGGCGCUUCACAGACUUUGCCUUUCUCUUCAAGCAGCUCAUGCGAGACUACCCGGCCUGUGCCGUCCCACCAAUCCCGGAUAAGCAGCGCAUGGAGUACGUCCGCGGCGAUCGCUUCGGUAACGACUUCACUUCACGGCGCGCCCACUCACUGCAGCGGUUCCUGAACCGCCUAUCGCUCCACCCGGUGCUGCGCAGGAGCACCAUUCUGCACAGCUUCCUCGAAAGCCCGGACUGGAACGCGACAGUCAAGAGCCGCACGACUCGUGGCAGCAUAGCGAGCGACCCUGGCGGUUCCAGCGGCGUUUUCGACAACUUUGCCGAUACUUUCAUCAACGCUUUCACCAAAGUCCACCAGCCCGAUAGGCGAUUCCUCGAGGUGAAGGAGAAGAGCGACAAGCUUGAUGAAGACCUCGGCCAUAUCGAAAAGGUAAUUGCCCGUGUGGCCCGCCGAGAAGGCGACCUAGAAACCGAUCUUCGGGAUCUAGCGGAGCAAUUCCAGAAACUCAUCACCCUUGAACCUGGUAUCGAGUCUGCUGUCCACGCUUUUGCCGCCUCUAUCGAAGAUACGGCACAACACCUUCACCAGUUAAAGGACGUUACAGACCAGGACUAUCUCGGAUCGCUUCGCGACAUGCAGGCCUUCUCUCUUGCUCUCAAGAAUCUACUUAAAGCCCGAGAACAGAAGCAGCUUGACUACGAACAGCUGACAGAGUACUUAAACAAGUCCACAUCCGAACGUGACUCUCUACGUUCCGGCCACGGCGCACCAAGCGGGCCGGGCGGCUUCAUCCGCGCCAAGAUAGAGGACGUCCGUGGAGUGGAUCACGAACAGGCCCGACGAGAGCGCACCAGGAAGCUGGAACUACGGGUCGAGGAGCUCAGCACUGAGGUCGAAAAUGCUCGUGAAACCAGCCAUCGGUUCGACGACGAGGUGAUCCGCGAGGUUGCUGACUUUGAGCGCAUCAAGCGCAUCGAGAUGAAGGCUCAGCUUGGCGGUCUGGCGGAUGCUCAUGUCAAGUUUUACGGCGACGUUGCCGAGUUGUGGGAGCAAUAUGUCAUGGAGAUGGAAAAGGAAGGCGUUGUUCCUAUAGCGUGACAGUGAGCUAAGAGAUGCGUGUUUAAUGUGAUAUUGAUGACAAACUAUCUGGAGCGAUCUUUUUUCUCUAUUUUUUUUUUUUUUUCAAGUAAAGAGGGAAGGGAAGGAGUGUGGUAUAGGAUCUGGUAUUGAGGUAUACGUGGGCGUAACGUUGAAGGGGAGGAAAAUAUAUGCUCCUGG
Molecule: messenger RNA, 1937 nt
Organism: Trichoderma asperellum CBS 433.97
Lineage: Eukaryota; Fungi; Ascomycota; Sordariomycetes; Hypocreales; Hypocreaceae
Gene: ATG24
Product: Sorting nexin-4
Biological process (GO): protein transport; autophagy of mitochondrion; piecemeal microautophagy of the nucleus
Cellular component (GO): early endosome; phagophore assembly site
Molecular function (GO): phosphatidylinositol binding
Source: RefSeq, a predicted model, not a curated record